AGCAGAACUGUUCAUAGUUUCUUACGAUUUCGUAGCGUGUGCUUCUUCCCAAGUGCUCUCUUUAACAAAGAUGCUGAAAUUUGUUGUUUUGUUGGCCGUUUUGGCUUGCGUGAGUGCUGCUCCAGCUCUUGUUGCGGGUCCAGCUGCUGUGGCCAGGCUUGCUCCAGCUCCUGAAGCUCCUGCCAGCACUGCUCAUGCCGCUCACGUCGCCGCCGUAGCUCCAGUUGUGCCCCUAACUUAUGCAGCUGCCCCCGUCGCCUACAGCGUGGGGUACCCGUACUAUCCGUUCGCGUCAACAUACUCGUAUGUCGCCUACUAAGCGGCAAAGCUCAGCUUUUGAAAUCAACCGAAAACUUUGGCCCAACAAAUUCUUAUCUUGCAAAGUGAUGAAAACUGCUGAAGAGUGACAAAAUUAUCGAAAAAUACAGAAAAAAUACUGCAGUUUGAUUUGCAACUUUUGUAAAGAGUUGCAAAAAUAAAAAGAAAGAUUUUAACAGCCCAUAUAAAAA
This is a messenger RNA of Phlebotomus papatasi, 509 nucleotides long. RefSeq lists its product as uncharacterized. The record is from RefSeq and is a predicted model, not a curated record. Lineage: Eukaryota; Metazoa; Arthropoda; Insecta; Diptera; Psychodidae. The transcript is spliced from 3 exons. The coding region runs from base 71 to 319 and encodes 82 amino acids.